This is a messenger RNA of Cimex lectularius (bed bug), 1000 nucleotides long. RefSeq names its product methyltransferase-like 26. The record is from RefSeq and is a predicted model, not a curated record. NCBI's taxonomy places the organism in Eukaryota, Metazoa, Arthropoda, Insecta, Hemiptera, Cimicidae. The transcript has 5 exons. The coding region runs from base 107 to 922 and encodes 271 amino acids.
GAAUCAAUUUGACUUUUGACAAAAGUCAAAACUCGAAUCUUGACAUUGACAUAGCUUUAAUUAGCUUUAUCUGAUAGAUCCCCACCCGUUUGCGGCCUUCGGAUUAAUGUUGUCCAGUAUCGCGUUGAGAGGAUAUUGGAGUGAUUGUCGAAUAAAUUCUGGCUGUCCUGAUGUUCUAGAAUCACCCCAACGCCAAACGUUGCUUUUCAAAGAUAAAUUUAUAUGGGAAAAAGCCAUCAAAAGGCUAAUCGUAAGGAUGUCUUCUCAUGAGUCAUAUCUAAACUUAAAGGAACAGAUGGUGAAGCACAAGCAUCCGGCUGCUGAUCGCAACAAAGAGCCAAUACUCGACGCACUCAAGCAAUACAUUGACACAUCAAAGGAAGGCUCGCUUCUUGAGGUUUCCUCCGGCUCUGGUCAGCAUGCGGUCCAUUUUGCGCCUCAUUUCCCUAAAAUUGUUUUCCAACCGACGGAGUUCGAAUCAUCAUCGUUGAACAGCAUCAAGGUUUACAGAAAGGACAGCUCGUUGAAAAAUAUCAAAGAGCCUCAUUUCCUUGAUGUGCGCACUCCAGUCGAUACUUGGAUUAAUGGCACUCUUAAACCGAAUUCGCUUGACUACAUCCUCAACAUCAACCUGAUUCACAUCUCAGAGUGGGCGUGCACUGAAGGCCUUUUCAAGGGAAGCAGCUACCUCUUGAAACCUGGUGGUUAUUUGUUUACAUAUGGCCCUUAUGCGGUAAAUGGGCAGAUUACACCCGAGAGCAAUGUAAACUUUGACAAGAUGCUGCGAGAAAGGGACCCCUCAUGGGGACUGAGAGACAUCGAAAAGGAGCUCAAGCCUUUGGCGAUCACAAACGGCCUUCACCUCAAAAACCAACAUGACUUGCCGGCAAACAACAAAUUCCUUGUCUGGGAAAAGAAGUAGUUUAAUUAGAUUAGGCUGUAUCUAUGUGUAUAUUAUUUAUAUAUAUAUCAUUUUAAUAAAAUUUAUGUUUUAUUGAAA